AGUGAUUAACAGUGUGAAUGUCAAAUGCAGUUGACAAACGACGCGUUUUAUUUUUUGUGUUCACAAAUAUCUUAAAAAACUAUAUAAUUUUGGAUUGCGAAUAAAAUAAUGUCCAAAUCCGCGCUAAAACACUUAAAAAGCACAUGCCGCGUGUGCGGAAAGUACGCGAGCAACAAGCGAUCGCCGAAGAUAUUCGAGCGGACCAACACAAAGAUGAUCGACAACAUUGAGUUGCUCACAGGCCUUCGGCUGGAGAACUAUGGCUGCCUGCCGGAUCAGAUAUGCGAGUGUUGUAGCAUGGAAUUGGCCUCUGCUAUUAAGCUAAGGGAGCGCUGCAUCGCAGCACAGCGAGAGCUGCUCCUGGGCUUGACCGAGGAGCAGCGCCAAGGCAUCUCGGCAUUCUAUAGGGCUGCCGUCAUGGGAGAGGAUAUUUCCCAGACGGUAAAAAAGUUUCCACAGACAGACGAUGAAGAGGUCUAUGCCACCUAUCAGGAAAUCGUUUUAGAAGAGCCCAAGGAAGAAAUCGACGAAUCCAAGCUGGAGUACGAGAAUGCCUAUUUUGAAGUGGCUGAGGGGCAAGUCGUCGAGGACGACGGGGCCUCGUUGAUUGAGGAGGAGUAUGAAUCCAUCCUGGCAGAGGACGAGGAGCAGCAGCAGAUGGAACUUGAUGAAGAUUCAGAGCUGAUUGUGGGUGAUGUUAAUGACCAGUAUGUCUACGAUUCCGAUGAUGAGGUAGCCGUCUUGGAUAACGUGUUGGAUGACGAGUACGAGCACGAAAAUAUUGUGGUCAAGAAAUGCAGUCUGCCGCCAAAACCCAAGGUCCGCUCCGAUGAUCCCCGUCGUCGUGGCACUGGAGGAGUGUACAUCUGCGAUCAGUGCGGAAAUCACAUCAAGGGUCGCAUGGCCUUUGAACUCCACUGCCGUCGUCAUCGCGGCGACAAGCAGUUCGGAUGCGAACUCUGUCAGUCACGUUUCUGCACCACUUCCGAGCUUAAACGCCACAUGCGCAAGCACACCGGAGAGCGUCCAUUUGCCUGUCAGUACUGUGGACGGUGCUUCACUGACUACACCACCCGGGUGAAGCACGAGCGCACCCACACCAAUGAGCGUCCCUAUGUCUGCGGCACCUGCGGCAAGGCCUUCACCACUGGCUACAUCCUAAAGAACCACAUGCUGAUACAUUCCGGCGAGCGGGCUUACAGGUGCGAGCUGUGCGACAAGUCAUUCAUGCUGCCCACCCACCUGAGCACUCACUUCAGGUCUGGAGUUCACAAGCGGCACCUAGAAAAGGCCGAAAUGAAGCAGGUCCUUGAGCAAGAGCAAAAGCGGGAACUUAAGGAAGAGGAGGAAGAUAGCCUGCACAUCUAAAUACGGCCGAAUAACAUAUAGCAAUUAUAAGCGAUGCAAGAACGACAAUGGCGCACAGCCAAGGAGCAUUUCUGAUAUAAAAUCUUACGAAUUGUAAUACAAUUAAUCUUGAAUAUAAUAAAUCCAAGCUUCAAAUCAUAAA
Drosophila eugracilis is the source of this 1510-nucleotide messenger RNA. RefSeq names its product transcription factor Ouib (gene M1BP). Lineage: Eukaryota; Metazoa; Arthropoda; Insecta; Diptera; Drosophilidae. The transcript has 4 exons. Gene Ontology annotation, biological process: regulation of transcription by RNA polymerase II. The record is from RefSeq and is a predicted model, not a curated record. Gene Ontology annotation, molecular function: zinc ion binding; RNA polymerase II cis-regulatory region sequence-specific DNA binding; DNA-binding transcription factor activity. Gene Ontology annotation, cellular component: nucleus. The coding region runs from base 109 to 1368 and encodes 419 amino acids.